Messenger RNA from Bombyx mandarina (wild silkworm), 934 nucleotides. RefSeq lists its product as uncharacterized. The record is from RefSeq and is a predicted model, not a curated record. NCBI's taxonomy places the organism in Eukaryota, Metazoa, Arthropoda, Insecta, Lepidoptera, Bombycidae.
UUAUAACAAACACAAUUUGCCAUUUGUUCGUAAAAUGUUUCUGAGCUUGCUACUGUUUCUGGGUUCCGCUACUUGCGGUCUAUGCCAAGAUCCUAUUAUUUGUGCGGCAGACAAUGAAAUAAACAAAAAUCUUGAUAAAUGCGUCAAAGAAUUGAUACCUGCAGUGCUAGCAACGGAAAAGGCUUUAAGCUGUUCUACAGAUGCCGGACACAAGCCAAGCCCAAUGCCAACGCCAAGUAAUAAUAAUAAUACAAUAUGUAGUACUAUCAAACAUCUGAAUCAUACAGGCGAACAUCAUAAAGCAAACUCCACAAUAUGUUCAUUCGCUAAGCAUAAAAAAAAUGAAAACCUAGAUGCAUUUGUGGAUUAUAUAAAAUUCGUUUUAAGUCCCGAAAAAAUCUGCGAAUUUCAUAAAAUAUCGAAAAAUUGUAUUGAAAGUGCAAAGAAGGAUAUCGAGAUUUGUGCACAUGAUUCUAACAACAGUACAAAAAAACCUUCUGAAGAGGUGCAUCUUAGAAAUACAAUAUUUACGAAAGCAUCAUGUGUUGGAAAAUAUGGAAUUUCAACGGUUCAAAAUUGCGUCAAAUCGAAAUUAUAUCUAAAAGAAUGCUCGAACGACACAAUACAAUAUGUCGAUAGCUUAUUUAACCAAGCGCUAGUAAUUUGUGAAAAUGUCAGAAACAUAAAUACCAAUUAUCGUUUGGCAAAUGAUCCUUCACCAGUAGCGGAGCCCCUUGUGCUAAGUCUGACUAUCAAGAUUUUGUUAAUAACAGCAACCGUUGUAAUAUUAAUUGCUCUAGUUGUUUGUUUGAUACGAAGGCAUCGUAACAAUCAAAUUGCCAAAGGCGAUUAAAUAUAUUUUUACGUGUCUUGCGUUAUGGAUUAUAAUAUUUAAAUGACCUUCAUCGUACUUUAUUUUUACGAUUUCAUUAAA